AUGGCUGCAAGUGAGACGUCGCCGCUGCUGCAGCUCCGCGCCCAGCGCCUCCGCCCGCCGCUGCGUCGUGCACUGUACGCAAUCGUCGCGCUCGUGCUCGUCGCUGCCGUCGUGAUCGUCUGCUUCCUCGUCCGCAGCUCCCCGUCGAGUACCUCCCAAUCGACGGCACGGCCUGCAGCGCUCUCGACUGCUGAGCUGCUGGCAAUGCGGCCGCCAUUUGCCGAGAAGGUGCACCCUGUGCCCCCGAAACUCGUGCGCGAUCGGGACCACGUUGGCCAAUCGCUGCCAACCAAUGCGUUCUGGUCGAACUUCCUUGUUGCAGACGGCCACGGACUCAACGCUGGCUGUGGCGAGGUCACCUUAAGUCCGUAUACAGUCCGGAGCUUGCCAAAGCGACUGGAAAUCUCGUACGGAGACUCGCGUCGCGUGGCGACACAGGACGCGAUCACAGAGUACUUUAACGUCGACGUGAGUUUCGCGGCUUAUGGGUUCACGAACGAUGCGCCUGGUGACAAGGACAGGAGUCCAGUUGAAGUGCUGGGGCACGGCAAGAGCACGUCUCGACGCGUCGUGGCCUUUGAUGUCUUGUCGGUCACGUUGCAAUACGAUUACGGCAGCGAGAACAAGUGGAUGAAGGCGCCGCUCGUGCGUGGCUCGCCGUACGUCACGGUCGAGUACCAAAACGUAGCGCCCGUGGUGGAGUUGAACGCUACUAUCAUAGCUGUCAAUGGCGAGCGAGUAGACCAGAACGCGAACGCUGGGGCGUCUCGGAACCACUUGCAAACGUACGUGGGCAAGCGAUUUGAGCUGGAUGUUCAAGUCUAUGGCACCGGAGCGAGUGCACAUGGAACAGGAACGUCGCAGCAGAAGUGGAUCUUGUACUUUGACAGCGCCCGGACACUGCAACUCCAGUUUGCGAACGAAGAAGACUAUAGGCCGUACAAUCUGCAUGGUGAAUUGACUACCCCCACUAAAGUUCGACUGGUGGACACGGACUCGUUCACGGGUGUCGCGCGACUUGCUAUUGUCCCACAAGGAGCUCCACAGCAUGCGGUGAUUGCGCUGGAUGAAGGUGCUGGAACAUACCCAGUGAGCUCUUCGAUUUCGACGCAUGUCAACGACGUUGCUGCGUCGUUCUCGUUUUGCUGGAAAACGAAGCAGUUCGCCGAUCAAGCUGAGUCGAACGGGAACGCCAAUUCGACCGCUGAGCUGCUUAUGAUGGCGAACCCGCAUCACGCGGCAACGAUAAAGACCGAUGCUACCGGCGUUCAGGUGCUCGGCCACUUUGGGCAUCGUACGCUGAAAUCGAAUAUGACGGCGGUACUCGGCAGCUGCUGGGAGAUGCAGGAGACCCUACCGAAAGCUUCGUUUCACGACGACAAUGUGCAGAUUCAGCCUCAGUACGUGGAAGCAAUCAAGGUUGCUCUGGCCAACGACUCGAAUGUCACGCCAAGGGCCGAUGACCCGUAUUUCUUUGGAAAAGAGAUCGGCAGCCAGGCUCGUUUGGUUCUUAUUGCCGACAAGCUCAACGAGAAGGAUCUUCGUGACGAUAUUCUCAACAAGCUCGAAGAGUGGUUGACGCCGUGGAUGCUAGGUCAAAACAGUGACCACUUCGUAUACGAUCGCAGCUGGGGUGGCUUGUGCUCUCGGAAUGGACUCAAGGGUGUGUUCUGGAUGACAGACUUCGGCAAUGGCUGGUACAACGACCAUCACUUUCACUACGGCUACUUCUUGUACGCUGUCGCUGUGCUGGGCAAGUAUCGCCCGGACUUCGCGAAGACGCACAAGGCGGCUGUCAUGUCCAUUGUCCGUGACAUUGCUAGCCCAAGUCAGAACGACGCGUUUUUCCCCUUCACCCGCCAUUUCUCUUGGUUCGACAGUCACUCGUUUGCCAGUGGUGUCUACACACUCGACGGUGGCAAAUCUCAAGAGAGUGUGAGUGAAGCCAUUAACGCUUACUACGGCGUGUAUCUGGUAGGCAAGUCUUUCGAGGUCCCCGAGGUGGAGCACAUGGGCCAUCUUCUGCUUGCUUUGGAGAUCCGCGGUGCGCAGACAUACUGGCAGAUGCCAUCUUCCUCGACUAUAUACGAGCCUGUGUAUGCCGCCAACAAGAUGACGGGCCAAGUUGCUGCCACGAAGGUGUCGUAUACGACAUGGUUUGGCCCACAGGUGGAGCACAUGCACCUGAUCAACAUGAUCCCCUUCACGCCAAUUACCGACGCAUUUCUGAAGCCCGCGUACAUUCGCGAGGAGUACCCGAUUUUGCAGCAACAAGCCUUUGGUCGUACAAACGACCCGAUCGAUGAUCGGUGGAAGGGGUAUGCGUACCUGGACCUUGCCAUUAUCGACCCGACGGAAGCGUGGAAAAAAGUGCGAAACAUGACUUUCUUCGACGACGGCAAUUCCCGCACGAAUUCGCUGUUUUGGAUUGCUACACGUCCGACUGCGUAA
Hyaloperonospora brassicae is the source of this 2451-nucleotide messenger RNA. NCBI's taxonomy places the organism in Eukaryota, Oomycota, Peronosporomycetes, Peronosporales, Peronosporaceae. The record is from the annotation of a GenBank genome assembly.